AGUUUGAAACUUUGUCCCGCACAAAGGCUUGCGUCAGAAAUGGAUGUGUGCUACAGGUCUUGUUGGAUUGGAUAAGCCAAAGAGAACGAUAUUGUGAUGAGCUCCCCGCAUUCUGAAUUUGCGGCCGGUCUUGGAAGACCCCCGGAAAGGCAGUUGCUAGCGGAGCAGGAGUUGGAGAGACUGCUUCAGCGGUCCCGUACGUCGAGCUCCCUGCAGCAAAGUACAGGUGGUGUGCGACAUUCAGCAAGCCUACCACUGACUAGCCAAACAGGACUGGAGAGUGUUGCGGAGGUGGAUGCGCGCGAGUCGGCCAUAGUCGCGGACGAAUCUGGUGAUGUGGACAGAUCAACCCUGCAGAGGACAGCUAGUGCACCUGUGUUGUGCCCCAGUCGACCCAUACCUGCUGUAUAUCGCCAGCAGUCAGCAAGGCCAGGGCGCGCAGGUGAACAAAAGCCAUUCGGGAAUGCAUCUGUACGCUCUGCCAGCGUCCCUUUGCCGACUCACCGAGGACAAGCACAUGUGCCUGAAACCGAUGGGUAUCAUGCGGCCAGCACUGUGAACGAGCACGGCAGUGCAGGCUACUCCACUCCGCCAAGAUCUGCAAGUGUGCCGGUGACUCCGGGGCACGAGUUCGAAGCACUCAAUGCACAGCGUUUCGAUGCACUGACGCAACAUGUGAGCAACGCCAGUGCCCCUGGCUCUCCUGUGCAGGCCAUGCAUCUGUUAGAUCAUGAUGCAAGCGUGCUCAACCCAGUCCGGGAAUGCGGCCAGGCACCUCGUGACAACCUGGCAUUGGCUCAGGGAGAUGAUAGCGAUGUCAGGAAUGAAAGUGCGAUGCCCGAUGAUGAGAACCCUGCCAUUCCUGUUGCAGUCAAUUUCCCCUUUGCCGCACACAUCUGCGAGAGCGUACCACCUCCGUCCGCAAGCAAACCUAGACGGAUCGAGUGCAAACCCGGCGAGGAGGUGACCGUGCUGGACUGCUUGCCCAGCCAGGAGUUCUUCGUGCACAACAAAAGCACUGGCCACCUGGGUGUUGUGCCGGUGACAGCACUAGAGGAUUCCCGUCCACAAUUUCAUUACCAUGCUGAUGGGAACAGUGGCUUUGGAAGCAACGGUGAUAACGGUCUUACAGAAUCAUUCGCUCAGGAAGGGUCCGUGGAAGACUUGGCCAGUGCAAAGGAGACUGUUGUGCAUAUGUCCCAUUUGGUGCACAACGACACGAACUGGAACAUCUUGCUGCAGCGCCUGAGGCCUACAAAUUUCACUCAGCUCGACUCGUAUCUGAAGUCAAUGGCACGCCGCGUGAGGAUCUUGUGCCCUGAGGUCGGCCUGCGGGCGGUGUGCGAGGAGACGCGUCUCUUCCUAGAGGUCUGUAGCAAGCACAUUGCCGUGGUUGAGCGCCAUGCUACAGGCCAAGACGCCGCCGGAAUACGUGCUGCCGACGCCAGGCUGCGCGUGCUUCACAUCUGCGCCUGUGUACUGCUGCAUUUGCCAAACAACGGACGCCACUACAACCAGCUGGUCAAGUCCGAAGAGUUCAAACUGCUCGUGGAUGCGUGCAAUCUGUGUGCCAUCAGUGCCGUGAGAGUGGAUCUGGCAGCAACCAUCCUGGCCUUCAGAAACGGUCUUAUCAGGGCACUGGUGGCCUCACUGCCCACCAGUCGCCAUCAACAGAGCACAACUGUAGCUGGCUACCUGGCAAUGACCUGCUGCAGUUCCAACAUCUUCCUUCUCCAGUACCUGCUGAUCGUGCAGGCGUGCAUCUCGGCCAAUGCUGGCAAUCCCAAGGCAACCUGUAUACCUUGGGACAAGGUGCAGCUGCGAUGGUGUGACUUGCACGUUCCUGCAGCAGCGCUGAUCCACAGUGUGUGCAACGAGGCUAGGCUCGGCUUCUACGACGAACUCAACCCCAGCCUGCCCGUAGAGGGGCUCGUCAAAGGACUUCUAGCAUCCAGUCUCACAGAGUGGAGCAUGUUGGAAGCCGCCGAAGCGGUAUGGCCACUACUUAGUUGUAGCAAUCUGGAGGAUGAGAACAUCAGGAGGAUGAUCAAACUAGUGGCCACUCAGUUUUCAAGCCAGAGUUCUCAAGCAACCCUUCAGUCGGAAGUCCACGCGGCCCAUUACAUGCCGCCUGAUCAGCUCAAGUAUCUCAUUGAAAUGCACGACAGGACUGUGUCUCUGGCCAAACUUCACCAUAUAUUCACCUCUGUGGACGGAAGCACACACGAGCGGAGAGAUAGUGCAUUAAGGACAGUCCAGCAACUGGUCUUCGACACUUUCUAUCAGUCACAGAUCUUAUCCCACCAUGAUCCGUGUGCUGUUAUCGAACAUGGUUUGACCUCGGAUGAUGUUGAGCAGCAAUGGGCGUUCUCCUGUAUUGCUCUGGCCAUUGUCAAUGGACAGCAAAUCGACAGCUUCUAUACUAGCUGGGAGCAAGCGGCCAGCAUAUUCGAUCGCCUUGCUCGGUUGGGCUAUGGCAGCCAGAUGGAGGCAUCGCUGGAGGACAUACUUAUCUCCCUGCAUACCUCACUGGGUAGCAAUCCACUGUACACUGUCAAUGCUAUCAUGAAGUCAGAGUUCCUCCGCCAGUGCCACAAGCCGGGAGCGAACCUCAGUGGACGCGUGAUAUCACUGCAAGCGACAGAAUCAGCAGCGCACCUCAUCCUGGCAGCAAACAAUUGCUUGAUGGAAGUACAGAAGUCGAUCAGGUCGUCUGACUUCAGCAGCAGUUUGUUCUUGUCUGAACACUGUGCCAUGAGGCUCUUCUGGAAAACCUACUGCAACAGCCUGCACGGAGCAUGUCAAUCGCUACAAGCACAUGAAGUGAGAGACUUGCAUCAUGACCUAGAAAGACAGCUGAAAGAAAUCGAGCAGGCGCUGGCAACUUCCACUUGCACCUCCAUCCUUGCUGGCUGCCUGGCAUCGACUAUGAUGGGAAUAUUGCAGCUUUCCGAGCCAGAGUUUCACCAGGAGCCAUCUGGCACUCUUCUUGCGCUGCUGCGCAUCUGCUCACACAUACAGAAAGUCCUGGGAGCGGAACAGUUUCAGCCAUACCAUGCUCAGGCGGGCACGAUGGCGAUGUUUGUGAACUACACAGACACGCUGCGUCGCAUUGUGAUUUGUGUGGAGAGCUGUCAGUACACUCGCAAGGAGUUUGACGACUACUAUGCACAUCAUGGCAACAUGAGAGCUCUCUACGCUGCUGCAAAUAUCUCAAUUGUGCACACCAUCGAGAACUUUGAUGAUGUCGACAUGUCCUGCCAGCGCAAGCUAGUACUGCUAAGGUGGCUGGCAUUGAGGCGAGUGCCGAAUGCGCGACGCAGGCAUGAUGAACUGCUGUCCGCUUUUGCAGAGCAAGGCUCGCAUCUGUGUGAGGUCAAAGCGCUGCUGGAGCAAGUGGAUAGCGAAUACACACGCCACCUGUCCUACCCGAUUGGUCCUGGCCAGCAUCAUUGCCCAGCUCACGAAUACAUAGUGUGCACGGUGGCAAAUAGCAACUUGUGCAGUGCGCUGUCUCCUGAUGUCGGUUACGUCCUGACUGACUAUGAGUGGAUCAAGAACGUCAGGGACUGCCUUGUUCACGUUUACCACAGCGUGGAACAUCUUCUCUCGCCAAACACGGAAUAUAUCCAUCUUAGCAACCUGGCUGGCAGCAUAGCGAGAAAUGAGGCAACCCAUGGCGGGGAUGGCAUGGCGCUCUUCACGCUCAGCAAGGACACGAAAACAGUGCUUGCCAAUUCUGUGCCGCAUCAAACGAAGCAAGAAGACAUUAAGCGGCUGCAAAGACUGCUGCAUUGCAUUGCCUGGGCAAGGUUGGGCAUCGAUGGCGUUCUGACAGCGCUUGAGCUGAGCCCCCUAGCUGACAGCUACGUCAAACAUCCAUGGAAGAAAUUCAAGCAAAUGAAGCCGAGACUUGAUGCACCUCUCAGCUCAGUGGAUGCCAACUUCAUUGGGAUAUACGAGCUCACGUCAGGAUUCGAGGAACAUCACUACAAGUUCUUCAACCUGGUGCGCCGUGGGAUAUGCAAUGGAAUGUUUGCAUUCUUCAGGGACGAGCUGUGCAAAACUGACCAGACCUCUAGUGUCCGGACAAGGCUCCAGCUGGUUAAUUCUCGACUUGAAGGUGACACGCAUCGCACUGCUUUGAUGAGCUCGCUCCUGGAUGUAGAAGAUGCAAUAAAGCCAUUCUUUACCGGCGAGGCUUCUCAGAUUCUGCAAUUAUUUCAGACCAAAGUGUUUGACUGUGGUAUGGUCCUGGACACAGCACAGAACAUGGGAACUAUUCAACGCUUGCUGGACACACUCGCCGGCAAUGCAUUCGACACCGCCAAAGAGAUCCUGACCUGCCUUCGAGACAAUGCGCAGGCCAUCGUGGAAAUAUUUCACGAGCCCGGGCAACCGUACCGCUAUCGGUGCUUGCUUGAAGUGGAUAGCUCUGACAAGGAUCCCAAAUGGCAGAGUAUGUCUGAGAUGCGCCAGUUCCAUGUGUGUCUUCCGUAUCUGUACCAUAUUGAGCAGUGGGAAAACUUGGCCCACGGGAUGUCAGAGUCAAUUGCCAUUUUGGAGAAGCUCCUUGGUAAAGUACAGGAGUUAGAAGCAUGCGGAUGUUUCAACUACCUCAGACAGAUGCAGUGCAUUCAACUACCCUUACGCAAAGAUAACCUGUCUACAAGACUGGCUGAAGUGUGCGAGAAGCUGUGCGUCUGGUAUGAGCUGCUCGCUGACGCAAAGUUGAAAUGUCCCGCACUACGCUUGUUCUCUGACUACGACAUCGGGAGCAUGUCGGAACAUGUCCAGAUGUUGACAACAGAUGGAAGAUCCGACCACCGCCAACAUGCCAGUCUACUAUUGUGGAUUCUGCUGUCUGCAUCGCAUUUGAUCUCAUCAAAACCUGAGCAGUUGACACAGCCUGGUUUACUGUCUGCCUUGGAACAAGUUGGAUCCAAAGAAGACGACAACGUUCUUGACCAACUGGUGCGGCUGUUACAACUUGUGACAAACAGGCACUUUGUGAGGCCGACGAGAGAUGGCAUCCAUGCACUCGCACCAGUCGUUCAGCAAUACCUGUGCACUGUUGAAGGAUGCCACUCCUUUGAUGACAGAUCCGAUGCGCUGGUGUCACUGUUUUGCCAAAGCUUCCGCGACCACUUACCCUGCCGCGCUCAGUUUCUCUUCUGUUCCCCUCACACCACCGAGGCAGAGCUUCGCAGCUUUAGCAAUGCAGUAGGUAAUUCCUCUGGCACAUUUGCUGUGGUCGGAAUUGAUCUGCUAACGGCUGACUGCCUGUCCGCUCUGCUGGAGCUGCAGCAGUUCUUAGCACAGCCACGCCAGCAGCAGGAGCAUGCUUGCACAAGUAGCAAGGUGUUCUAUCUGGCUUACAAUAGUGCUUUCCACAGUUGUUGGCCGAAACUGAUAGAGCUGGAGCAAGCAGUCAUUCCGAGAGGCAGUGUGGACAAUUUACGCACUUGCUACAAUGCCCUGGACAAAGCAGGCAAGUUUUCCCUGGGUUUGGAGCUGAUUGUUGUUGGUGGUCCUGCCGGUGUUGGAAAGACGACUUGGAUAAAUGAAAUGUGCCGUCGUGAGGAUGGUGCUCUGCCGGUCGUCAUUGAUCUGAUUCAAGUGGAUCGCACAGCCGACAUAUGUCAAGUGCUGAUGGUCGCAGUUCAGGGCAACGAGCGACUUCAGCAGCGCACUGGCAGCAUUCACUUCCGCCUGCCGUCCAACGCCAACCUAGCUGAUGUUGAUCGGGUUUUCUUCGAGCUGGUGUGGUGUGGUGCCAUGCGCAGUACCGACACCAGGCAUGUUGUCGCCAUUGAGCCAAACUCAGGCAGGAAAUUCAAGUGGUUCAUAGAGAUGUGUGAGGACGGCUUCUCAGAUUGUGACACAGACAACUCAGUAUAUUGCAAGCUGCCAUUUCUAAUGACGUCGUUAGUGUGCAAGCCACUGCAGCGCACUGACAGCAAAAAGAUGAUACUGUCCACUGAACACGAAAAGCUGGCACGGCUGCUUGACUUGUUCUUCGGACACAAGCUCGGGACGGAUGUUAUUGAUGGCAAUAUCAGUGUGCUUUGCUCCGACUGGGUCAUUGAGAAGCAGAGCUUGUAUAUGUUUGAUCGCUUGUUCCAAACGUAUGGUCUCCCACGAGAUAAUCGCGUUCAGGAAGUCUUCUGCCUGAAGUACAUUGCGGCAAAGUGGAAAACAAUGCUUGAGACCACCAAGUUACUUAAGGAUGGUGUCUCCUAUAAGGACUUGGCCUGGGAGGUAAUGCAUCAAAUCAUCCUGGAGGCAAAGUACCUGGCCACGCCCAACCUGAGGUGUGUCUUCCGUGGAUGUUCGCAGGCUUUUCUUGCUUGUGAUGCCUUCUCGUUGAUGGCCACCGACAUCACACAGCAGAAUGUGCCCAACUUGCUCGUGCUUCGUAAUCGUAACGAUCGAACACGCAGUCGAUCCUGGACCUACAUUCCAGUCUCGCGAGAGAAGCAGAUCGGACUACUCAGCUGGGCAUUCCAAAUAGAGAAGAGAGAUGUUGAACGCCUUGUGUCGGAUAGCAAGUUUGUCCUGACUGCGGACUUCACUUUCAAGCUGAUCUUGAUCAAGCAGCGUCAGCAGCUCGGCUUGUCUUUGAUCCUGGAGAGUGAAACUGGUGCUGGAAAGACCUAUUUGCUUAAGUUUUAUACUAUGCUGUCUGCGUUUGCCACCGCUAACAGCUCUAGAAUGGAGGCCGCCCACCGUGCGGAACCCAGGCUGUUGAACCUGCUGAAGCAGAUCAUCUUUGGACCGCUCUGGACUGAGCUAAGUAUGCUGAAUCGCAUCCAAUACCCGAGAUGUGGCUCAGCCUGGCAACCAUUGCCUGAUCGUCUGAAAGGACAUCUUGGAUUCAGCGAAGGUUGUGACUGGCAUGACUUUGGAACGGAGCACCUGUUCGAGAGCUGGCUCCACUUCCUCAGCCUCUUGCGACGUGAACCCGCGUCCAACGCAAAGAGACUUCUGCAGGAAGGGAUUCGUUCUUGGUGCAACAAGCUAACAAUACUGGAGCCUCUGUCCAUUGAGUUCUCUGAGCUCCUUGCGGAUCCUAAUUUGACAGAUGCUCAUAGCAAACGGCUGCUGGAAGGCUGGCUCGAAACGAAAACCAAGGAUCUGUUCCGAAAGAUGCUUGUGCACCCUGGUCUCGUCAAGGAGGACAUCAGGCGGUUUCUACUUGAUGAUGUGGUGAUUUUGGCUGAAAACACGCAUGGUCACUCAGUUGUUGUGUUUUUCGACGAGUUCAACACAUCUAGGUACAUGCACUUGUUCAAGGAAAUCAUGCUUGAUGGGACAUUUGACGGCCAAGCUAUUCCCCACCACGAUCAGCUGUUCUUUGUUGCCGCUCUCAAUCCGUGCAAUAAAGAGGAUCAGGUCCACAUCAAUGGGCCGUGGAGCACUAACUAUUUUGCUUUCGAGCCCAAUGCGACUGAAGAUGAUGAAAUCUUAAAGAGGUGUGACCGCGAGCUUGGCCAGGUGUACAAUAUUAGCGUAAAGCUACCCACCGUUAUGAAAUAUCAUCGCUGGAUCUAUCAGAGCCUGACUGGCCCCGACGAGCUGUUUGAAUACACCGAGGGAAAGAUUGACUUCCUGAAGACCGACCCGCGCCUAGACGCCAUUAAUGCCGGGGCUCAGUUCUCUGAUCGCAUGCUGGGUGUCCUCAAAGAGUUCCUGUUUCAUUCAUAUUGUUUCUGUCGAGACAAUGUCACUCGGAGUUUUGUCAGCCAGCGUGAUGUACAGCGUGUCUUCAAGCUCAUACCGCACUUCUGGAGCAUCGAGACAAAUCUUUUGGAGCCCGACGAUAUUUCUGACGCAAACCAGGUCCUUCAAAAAUGCAUCCUUCUCUCCAUAUCCUUGGUGUUCUUGGUAAGAUUGCCGCUGGAGCCGACUCGCAAGUAUCGUAGGGCAUCCCGGGCCAAGUUUGAUGUCUACGUUUCCAAUCACGUGCAGCGUAAGUUUAAGGCCAUCAAACUCUCCCUGCAGGCUAUGCUAGAGGACGAGAUCAACAGGGUGGUGACCAAGGAGAACUUUCUCAUUCCGUAUGGCGUGGCCCUGACACCGGCGCUGAAGGAGAACAUAUUCUGCAUGAUCGCCUGCAUCCAAGAGAAAAUUCCAAUGGGCAUCAUCGGUGAGCCGGGCUCAUCGAAGACUCUCUCCUACCAGAUUGUGCGCCAGAACUUGUCCGGUGAGCACGGGUCUGUCACCAAGUUUUGCCAGCAGUUUGGUGCGAUAGACCCGUUCUUUUACCAGUGCUCGCCUGAGUCCAGCACCGAUCAGAUUCAGAAGCUGUUCAACAGUGCCAUUGACAGAAAGGACUACUAUCGUAAGCACCGGCCUACGCCAGUGUCAUCCGCUCUGAAAGGAAGAGGCACCAGAGUCACUGUGUUCAUCGAUGAAGCCGGACUGCUUAGUGUGAAAAGGAACCGCAUGGUGAUGAAAGUACUUCACCCGUACCUUGACGAGCCCGAGGUCUCAUUCGUGACGAUGUCCAACCACUGGUUUGAUGCUGCCAACACUAACCGCAUGCUGACGGUGUUCCGCUCGCGUGCAGCAGGGCAAGGACGGUCCAGGCAGGAGGAGACCGGGCAAGUGGAGUCCAGGCAAGGAGAGUCUGGGCAAGAGGACUGUGGGAAAUCACAGUCUGGGCAUGACUUGAUCAGCUUGGCUUAUGGCUGCCUGUGCUUGCAGCCUGAGCUGUGUCCACCUUCCCUGGAGCAGUUUUUGCAUGGUAUAUGUAAUGGCUACCGGCGAGUUUGCCAAAUGAUUCCCGACUGGUUCCACCAGCGUGACCUGAUCGCACUGUUCCGCUUCUUCCUGCGCUCCAAACUGGUGACCGGAUCCGAAGAGAUCAAUAUGACGGCUGAUUCCCUCCUGAGGGCGCUUGAAGAGAGCUUUGGUGGCCGGCAUCCAGAAGAGUUCAAGGCCAUAGCUAAUGCCUUCUUUGAGGAGGUUCACAGCCGCCUUGCGUCAUUUCCGCAGGAAAUUGAUGUUGCCUCCCUGCGCACUCCUAUCGACAUAGCACUUCAGCUGCGUAAGAAGCUGCACCCUGAAAAUGCAUCCGAGCACUUCACAAACCUCAGUGCAGUUGCACCCCGCUACCUACUCUUCAUCGAUGACUAUGGCUGCGAUUACAACACUGUGGAUAUGUUGUAUCAACUGGGAGUUCUAUCCAGAAAUCCUGGCCAAACCCUGGUCUUUCAGCAGGACGACGGGAUGAAGCAGGGAAACGAUGUGCAGUGUGCAAGUAUCCUUGCUCAGCUGCGUCAGUUUCUCAACCAGCCGUGCACAGUUGUGAUUGUCAACUCCCCCAGGCUACAUGGCUACCUGUAUGAGCUCUUCAACAAGAACUAUCUGAUGCUACAGGAAAAGGGCAAGUGCUGUGCAUUUUCGAACAUAGCAAUGGGAGACGGUACUUUUCCGUGCCAAAUUCAUCCAAAUUUCCAGUGCAUUAUCAUCUUGAGCAGGGAGAUCGCGACGAGAGAGCGAACACCGUUCCUAAGCCGGUUUUCCAAGCACACCCUGCACCCGUGCCAAGGCUGGGAGUAUGUCCUCAGGAACACGGAUGCAGAUCGGCUACUGCGCAGCGUGCAAAAGCAGUGCGAACUCUUUACGACCCAGAUGAAUGCACACUACUUCUUUGGAGCUGGCAGUGACUCUACUGCCGCACCAGGGAAGGUAGUAAUAGAGGAAGGAACUCCCAGAAUGUCAUCGUCAGCUGCUGCCGACCAAUUGCAGUGGUCUUCCAUGUUCAGUGGUACAUUGUUCCUUCAAUUCCUCAACUUGCUAAAGUCUAGCGGUAAUGGUCGGUUUUCAGUGCACGACCGAGGGCAAACGCCCGCUGGUGACUUUGUGCGGCUUGCCACACGGAGAAUUGUGGCUAGCUACUUUCAGCUCAUGCCUCUUGAGUCCUACAUAUCUUCCUGCCAGUUACUUACCCCGCCGUCAGCCUAUCAUAAGUUCUUCGUCGAGAGCCGCCAGAACUCGUUCACGCUUCGAGCUAUACUGGAGAACACACUGCGCACAACGGAGCAUUCCAGAGACAAAACGGCGAAGCUAAUGCUUCUGACGAAAUCUACAUCAUCCGACGUUCAACGGCUGACAAGAUCCAGCGAUCUCCGAGAGAGGUGCCUUGGCAGAACUCUUUCGGAAAUGACAGAAAUACACAUAUUAAGCAAGUUUCAGCAUUUCUCUGAACUCCGACAAGCCAUGGAGGAAUUUAGCCGAGGACCAAUGGCGUGUACAGUAUUCUCUGUGGAUGUGUCACAGCCAUCCCAGAAAUCCGCAAUUGGUCCUCUGAAGAGACUCAUUGACGAUCACUGCACUCAGCUGCGCCGGAACGGCAUCAAGCAAACCAAACUGUUUGUGAUACUGCUAGAUGUUCUUCUGAAGAACCCCCUGCACAAGGAUGCCUGCGGUGCCAUGCUGAACGGCUGGAAGUCCAACUUUGUCUCCGUGGACAGUCUAUCCAGCUGCUGUCCCAUCUCUAUCCCCGAAUUCCUCUCCUUCACAAAGUGGUCCGGCAGCUGGGAGCCUCCCGGCAGACAGAACCAUGUGUCACGGCUAAAACCACUGUUGGAGAAGCACGUGGAUCUCUUCUGUGAUCACUUCUGCAGAAGUCUGCACGAUGUUCGCAUGAGUAAUGCCCAUCUGGAAAUGCUUCCUGCCUCUGUACGACCGCUGUUUGCUCCGAUUUCAGCCAGCAGUCCAUCACACUCUGAGGUACGCCUCAAGGCACUGAAAUGGGUCAUUGAGACUGUUCCAGGAAUAUUUGCUUGGCUUGCCAAUGCAUUGAUUUCCUGGCUGAUAGAAGAAGGAAGUGAGUGGGCAGAGAAGUUCUCCAAACAAAUAAUCAAGCAAGACAUCUACGUCAGCCUGGAGGACCUGAUUUUCGUUGAAACCGAUGCAGCCUUAAAGGACCUGAUGCAAACAUUGCUGUUGGCGCUCCUUAGUGACUACAACCUACACAAUGUUCUACAGCUGGUCGAGCAGAAAUGCCUUGUCGAGAAGUUGCUGAUGCUUGUUCCUGCACGGAGAGUGGAUUUGGCUACCGACGGGCGGCUUUUUCACGGCAACAGGCACCUGUACACGACACCUUUCUUUCAGGAAUUUAUCACGCAUGUCAACGCUGCAGUGUCUACGGAGAGGGAAACUCUGGGGGCUGUUCACGAAGGCAUGAUGAAAAGUGUUGUUGUCCGACCACUUCUCGAUAUGCGUGCAUUCCUCGAGCUGUGCGUUGUUGACAGCUUGGUGUACAAGUUCGACUGGAAGAAGCCGAGGCUCACUCUUGAGGUAGCUGCCCGCUUCGUCCAACUGAACUACACCGAACAGAUGGCGUUUGGAGUGGAAGGCCCGCCAGAUCUCUUCUCAUUCACCCAUGUCCACAUACGCAAAAACCGCCAGUUACUGUUGAGUGCCUUGCAUGGCUCGAAUGCUCUACUGAAGUUAAUAGGUCGGGAGGCGUGUGCAGAAGAAGUCCAUCAGCUGGUGGGUGAUACGAAUCCAGCACUACAGGCAAGGGACCUGCUUCACCGCUUGGGCUGUGUUCUAGUGGAGAAGCUGUGGUCUGAGCUGAACAAGAUACUAUGCAGUGGCAGCUAUGAGCCAGAUAAACUGCUGCCACAGUUGUUGAGAUGGAAGAAGACGGUGGACUAUGCGUUCCAGUACUGGCCAUUCCAUUAUCUGCAGUCCAGUCAAGGACAAGGCGCAAAGCAACCAGUCGAUGCAGUGCCUGAAAGCAGCGCCGGCCAGGUGAAGCUUGUUGUUGCUGCUAACCUAGUCCUGUCCUCUCUGACCAGUACGAAUCCUCAUCCACUGCUGAAGGUUCUGCGCACUCUCAUACCUGACGACAGUGCAAGAGAUGUUUCACUCGACAAGAUACUGGACCGACUCCUCAGCCAGCACGAGGAGAUUCACCUUCCGAGCGAGAUCGUCCAGUUAAAGUACGGCUGUGGUGAGUGGUUCGUGCAAAGAUUAAUGCUGCAGACUUUCUCGACUGUCGGCGAAUGCGUCAACGACCAUGACUUUGAACUGCUGCUGACUUGUAUUCACGGUUCAUAUUCCAUCCUUCGCUUUGAUCACUGCUACAUGCCAGCAAAGUCUGGGGCAGCACUGCUUGCGAAGAUUGAAGACAAGCUGGUGAAGGACCUGAAUUGCCCAAGAUCACGUGUGCAGCACGGCAUCGAGCAGGCCAUCAGCAAAUGGAUUGGUGUACAGAAGGGUGAGAUCACGCUGACAUUCACGCCGGGCCACCUGCCUUCGGGGACAUCGUCGAGAGCCAAGCGCAAAGAGCCGGUCAUGCCCUUGGAACAGGCGUUCUACGAGUUGGCGUACACAUGGCGACGACAAAUCCGGCUUCCGAAUCUCGACGCCUUUGAGUACCACGUGAACGCAGCCUGCGAUGACGGCAUGAUUGUGAGACGUGAUUUCAGAAGAGAAAUGCAGGACAGAACUCCACUUUCCACACUGUCCAUCCAGGAAAUGGCCAAGAAAUGCAUUGCGACUGAAGAGGCAGCAGCGGGAAUUCAAGAGUAUGCUCAGCAAACUCACAGACAAGGAUCUAUCGCCGGACAACAAGGAUUUCCUGACGCUCAGCCAAUGGCCAAGUUGUUUGCAGCAAUAGAGGAGGAGAGUGCCUUUCUUGACCUUUUCACCUGGAAAAUAGUGACGACCAUUAACUGUCCAAUGGUUCAAGAUGCCAUCUCUGGAAUUGGUGACAAGUGGGCUGUGACGCUCUCCGAGAGAUGCAGGCCUUUAGUGCUAUUGCAGUACAGUAAUUCUCUCUUGUCGAACUCCAUCAAUACAGCAGAGUGUGAGAUCUUGCCCUGUCUCGUGCAGCGUAAAAACUUUGCAGGUCCACGUCAGGAUCUCAACAGCUCGCUGAAAAUCUCCGGCUUGCCGAAGACAUUGCACCUAUUGGCGCAACAAGAUGGAAGCAGCUCAUAUUUUCGUCGCAUGGAGGCCUGCCUAGUUUGGAAGGCAUUCAAUGAAGAUUUCAAGUUCAACAGAAUUGGCAUACAGACUAUGUACAGCAAGCUUGCACCAGGUGGCAAUCUGGAAGGCGUGUAUCGCCUACUCUUUAGCAACAGUGGACCUAUUUGUGAGGAAUUUUGGGACAUGAUCGGUGGCAAUGGUUCUGCAGCAGAGUAUCACAUGCUGGAGGAGAUGUAUGUGUCCACUCUAGUAGCCAUCAUUUCAAUGGGUCCCAAUUGUCACUUGCACACUUGUGUCUACUGCCCUGACAUUCUGAGGGGAUCAUACAUCUUUGGAUCACUGUCCAGCCACGGCAAGCAGCUGGGCCAGGCCGAAGCACAGUCUUCAAUCAUUGACGGGUUUCUGCGCACGUGCGUGCCAGAUGAUGCCCAUGGUCUUGCGUGGCCUGUCAUGGCGUUUGAGGCGAGAAAGCGUCCAUCGCGCUUGUCCGUGUUGGGCGCUAUGCUCAGUUCCUUGCUGACGUGCAUUGCACUCUGUUGGCAUACCGUUCUGUUUCCGACCGCCACUGACAAUGUGAUCGCCGACCAGGACCAUGACCAGGGUCUCUCACCACCAGAUGCACGGUCAUUACUGACAAAGAGGUGUCUUGCAGCAGCACGCAGCCUGUUCAAUGAGAUGUCGCGUGCAGAACUCAGUAUGUCACCACUGAGCAUGAAAUCGUACAUGCUUACUGCUCUCCAGUGCAUGGUGGAGCAUGCCAACAACCCCACAGGACCCACCUUCAGGGCAAGUUACAUCAACCUGCCUCAACUGGAGGAAAUGGAAGCCGCCUUUCAACGUGAUGUUGUAGAAACAGCACUUGAAACACACUGUGCCACUCUAAACCGCUAUCUGACCAGAUCGCUCGGUGAGAGCUUCGCAGCACUUCACUGGGCACAGCUCCGGUCGCAGUACAACUGCCAAAGAGAUGUUUGGUACGCAGCGCAUGCCGACAACCCUAUCCUGGCUUACGUAAUGGCGUAUCACCCACGCCUACAGCUUGUCAGGCGGCUGCUCAGCAUCAUGAAGUUCUUUGUUGAUAUCCAUGCAUUUGGAUCAAGACAGUUCUACCUUGCUGAUGUUAUAACAAAUACCUUGGCUGUAAAGGAUGGUAUUGACUUGAUUGGCGGUCAGGCAGGUCGACUCCUUCAGGAAACGUUUGAACAGGCUAAGGUGGAUUACAACAUUAUCAGUAAGGCCAUCAGCAGAAUGCCGAUGGAAGUAGUUGGCCCAUGGCAACACAGUCCCAUCAUUGAUACUACACCACUGAAGGAUCUUGUGAACAUCCACAGUCCCCAGACGCAGGGCUCGCGCCUGAAUCAUCUGAUCACUCUCGUUCUGUCAUGGCAGACGGCGCUGUACACACUGUGCUCUCGCCACUCCAAAGUAGCACGCUCCCCUCUAGAUAUGUAUCUGGCACAGAAUUUGCACGCAGAGGCAGUGAUGCCCGCAGACGUCAUUGCACACAAUGGUGCUGAGCUGCUGGAGAUGAGCAGUGAUGACUUGGAGCAGCUGCUACGUGUUCAUUGCCAGCAUGAUCGAAAGUCGCGACGUCUGGUCAUGAACAUUGAUGCGGACACCAUGGAAGUCCAAGUGGUGACGCGCCAUAUCAGCAAGAUGCGGCGAAUCAGCUGGGAUUCGUAUAGCAGCGCGACGCAUUUCUUCUUCCAGGAUGAAGAUGGGCUUGUGUUCAGCGUCACACCAAGCAGCCCCACUAAGAAGACGGACCUUCGUCAGGAUAUCGAACUGGAGCAUGUGCUCUUCAACAUCAGCAACGCCCAGUUGACUGACACACUUCUAGACCUGCGACAGCUGAUGAGAGACAUCAAACAACAAAACUGGCCGGACGACGGCCAACGUCACAAGCAGAGUCUCGACCAGUACAUGGAGCAUGCACGGCAGAGCCACAGCGUUGAGUAUCCAAACCUGCAGGCAUUCGGGCGCUUCAUCCGCCUUGAAAACUUGGGCGCCCUGCAGCUUGCACUGGAGAGGCGGCAGCAUCGCAGUGAGUUCACGCAGAUUCCACGUAGCCUGGCUCACGCCAUGAGAGGGGAAGACCAGAAAACUAUCCUAGAACAGCUAGAGGAACUGGUGCAUGCCAGCGGUGACCUGGCCAGGUCUGUGGAGUUUCUGAAGCGUUUCCGUGACGCUCUGCUGACUGUACAGCGGCAGGUGGAAAAGCAGCCUAGCCUCAGUUUACUCACUCUUCUAACACAAGAUGUCGGUACCGAGAGCACUGAGAAUAGCUUGGAUGAGAGUGUUCUUCAUAGCAUCCUUCCCGUAGGAGUGCUGGGUCUUCACCUCAAGCAGCUCGUCAUCAUGGUGUCGUCUUUCCUGAAAGAAGUAACAGCUAAGCAGCUAGAGCAAGAGAUCUUGUCCAAGACACCCCGUGAUCCAUGCUGCCUCGAGGUGGUUCGCAGGCCGAGUGCUGCGGAUGAGCUGGCCACCUCUCUGGUCGUGGAGGUGGUUGAUUUGAACGACACGACGCGGCCAGUGAAGCGAGUGGUCACCGCGCAGAGAUCUGAUUCUGUGCUUCACGUGAUCAACCAAGUACUCCAGCGGCUGAACUGUACACAGACCUUUGCACUGUACGGCAUGGGAGGGAAACUGUUCCAGCAUUCAAAAGACCAGAAAGUUGAUGUGUUAGCCCGGCGGCAUGCACAAACGAACAGCAAUGGCGAGCCCACUGUCACAGUUUAUCUGCAAGAAAAAGAAGAAGAGGAUGAGUACCUAGCCGAGGACCGUCGUGAGUCGAGAUUGGCCUCCAACACCAUCCAGCCGCCUAAACCUGUGUCUCGGGAUUUCAGGUGCCGCUGCGGCCGAGAGUUUCGCCGUCGCCAGGAACUCACUCGCCACUCAAAGUUCUGUUCCCGUGGCUGAAACACUGUCAUUCCUGUCCGGACCUGCCAUCAUCUGCGGAUGGGCAUUAUUGUAUUGUAUUGUAUUGUGUGUUAGCGUGUGUUCAUGUUUUCUAUACCAAGGUUCAGGUUUCUCCCACAGACUUGUCGAGAGGGUCAGCUUGGUGUUGUGCAGAGCUGCAACAAGUUCACCUCUGGGGAUCAUUUCUAUGUGGCAUCUGAUUUUUAGACGAAGUAGCGUGACGGUGUGCGUAUAGUGUGUCUAGUGGGACUGCGUUACUGUGUGUAUGUAUGUGUGUGUGUGUGUGUGUGUGUGUGUGUGUGUGUGUGUGUGUGUGUGUGUGUGUGUGUGUGUGUGCGUGCGUGUUUGCGCGUAUGCAUGCGUACGGAUCUAUACGUGCAUGUACCUACAUAUAACAUGAAAGGUGGCAAAGGCGGAAUGGCCUGCCUACUGCGGUGUUCAAGUUUGCAGACAUUUAUCUCAAUGUACUAGAUUGCAUUGCUUCAUAUAACGUUGUUUGUGGCUAUAGUCUACAGAUGUGUCAAAGAUAGAAGUGUCUAGCCUGGUGUUAAUAUAUAAACAAUUUGGUUAAAGAAUUAGUAAAAGCCUUUCCUAAUUCUGUAGCAUUCUAGCAUGGACAAUCUCUGUAUGGAAUGAGGUGGCAAGUUUCCCACCAAUGGAAAAUCGUGCAUGGAAAAGCAAUUUUAAUCUCCCGUGAUCUUGGUAUUCUAUUGAAUUUGUAUUCCCGAAGCUAUGCAAAAGAUGUUACUUCAGUAGCGUCUAGCGCUAGCCAGGGUCUACACCACUUUAUUUUGUAUUACAAUAAUGAUUAUGUGUGUUUGUAAACCAUUGUGUUAAUUUGCCCAUAUUUGUAUUUAUAUAUUUUUUUUCCCGUUUGUGUCUUUCCCUCAAACUAGUCAAGAUAUAUUUUAUAUAUUAUAUUGCCGAAGUCGCAACCUCUAUUUCAUUUUAUAUAUAAUUAUUAUAAAAACAAAUAAUAAAAAUAAUGUGUGUGGUUCGUAGGGCCGUUGGUAGGGUCAUUACCACGUGGUGCAUAA
Messenger RNA from Sycon ciliatum, 16907 nucleotides. RefSeq lists its product as uncharacterized. NCBI's taxonomy places the organism in Eukaryota, Metazoa, Porifera, Calcarea, Leucosolenida, Sycettidae. Gene Ontology annotation, molecular function: ATP hydrolysis activity; ubiquitin-protein transferase activity. The record is from RefSeq and is a predicted model, not a curated record. The transcript is spliced from 6 exons. Bases 97 to 15870 code for a protein of 5257 amino acids.